This is a messenger RNA of Miscanthus lutarioriparius, 243 nucleotides long. The record is from the annotation of a GenBank genome assembly. Lineage: Eukaryota; Viridiplantae; Streptophyta; Magnoliopsida; Poales; Poaceae.
AUGCCGCCACUGACACAAACGCAGAACAAAUCAGAACAAAACAAAAGAGAACAUAACGGCACCGUGGGGGACGCCGCCGCUGCCGCCGGAUCCGACAAAGCCGCUGCCGCCUCCUCCGAUAACGCCGCCGCAGCCGCCGCCUCGGACAACGCCGCCGCAGCCGCCUCAGAAAACGCCGACUCCGCCGCCUCAAACAACGCCGCCGCCGCCGACUACGACAACGCGGCGACCACCACCGCCUGA